This is a messenger RNA of Ogataea philodendri, 426 nucleotides long. RefSeq lists its product as uncharacterized. NCBI's taxonomy places the organism in Eukaryota, Fungi, Ascomycota, Pichiomycetes, Pichiales, Pichiaceae. Bases 1 to 426 code for a protein of 141 amino acids. The record is from RefSeq and is a predicted model, not a curated record. The transcript has 2 exons.
AUGACCAAGAGCUUUGGAUUCGACUCCAGUGUGGUCAACAGCGAUUCCGUGUCCAACACUUGGGGCAUGAUGCGAGAGCACAACGGCAGAGCAACCAAUGGCUUCUUAUGCAAUGCAAAAAUUAAGUUGUUGAGGCCAAGUUGCUUCAAUUCGAGCGAGGAACCAAAUAUAAAGUCGUCUGUAGACGUCAGUUCCAGAUAUUUGGAAAGUUCCACCAAGUCGGCAUCCAAAGCUGGGUCCACAAACGUAUAUUUGACUGUAGUUCCAAGUAAAAGUCUUUGUGUAUGUGUUGGACCGGAAGACAGAAUGGUGCAAAUAUCUUCCAAGAACAAAUUCCGCACUGCUAGGAAGGAGACAAUUUCUGCAGCAGUCUCAAUAGCAUCGGCUUUCUCAAUUUGCGAAUUCACCAAAAGAUCAAACUGGUGA